AUGAUGAUACUAGAUGCUUGUGGUUUUCACUCUGUUAUAGGCAUAAAGGUGUUGGUACAAAAGGCUCUAAUAAGUAUUUGGAAUGGAAGGUUUGAUAUGCAUGAUUUGGUACAAGAAAUGGCACACUACAUUGUUAGAGGAGAACACCCCAAGAACCCUGAAAAACAUAGUAGAGUUUGGAAGAAGGAAGAUGUUCUAAAAAUAUGUGCUAUGGAUGCAACAACGGGCACGCUUCGUCGCCUCCCUCAUCUAUACACCACCAGAGCAUCUAAAAAUGUGAAACAGAUGAGAGAGUACACGAGGAUUCAGAGUGAGAUCGAGAAGGAGGAGGGGGAAGCAGCGACGAUGGAGUUAUGUUGGCGGCGAACAGUGGCAGACCCCAGCGAUGACUUUCGUUCUUCAUUGUCUCGAUGCAGGUAG
This is a messenger RNA of Lactuca virosa, 420 nucleotides long. NCBI's taxonomy places the organism in Eukaryota, Viridiplantae, Streptophyta, Magnoliopsida, Asterales, Asteraceae. The record is from the annotation of a GenBank genome assembly.